Messenger RNA from Adineta steineri, 537 nucleotides. The record is from the annotation of a GenBank genome assembly. Lineage: Eukaryota; Metazoa; Rotifera; Eurotatoria; Adinetida; Adinetidae.
AUGCAAUUCGCUUCGAUCUUAUUGGUAUGUGCGUGCCUAAUAGCAAUCGUUGAGAACAAGCCAUUUAUUGGUGAACGUGAAGAGAGUGAUGAUUCAAGUGAUAUUAAUGAUGAUGAACAUGGUUUGAACAACCUUGUUCUUCAAGCAAGAUCAAAUCCGUAUUUCCUAAAUGGGGAUUAUGUCAAAGAUAGCUGGAAUGUUUAUUUUCAGGGUAGAAAAGUGGAUGGUGCAAGUGCUAAUUCAUUCCAAUCGCUCGGCGGUGGUUAUGGGAAAGAUAGUUGGAAUGUUUAUUCUCAGGGUAGGAAGGUGGAUGGUGCAAGUGCCAAUUCAUUUCAGUCACUUGGUGGUGGCUACGGCAAAGAUAGUUGGAAUGUUUAUUUCCAAGGUAUAAAAGUAAAUGGUGCAAGUGCCAAUUCAUUCCAAUCGCUUGGUGGCGGUUACGGCAAGGAUAGUUGGAAUGUAUAUUCCAUGGGUGUAAAAAUUCCUGGUGCGUCUCCGCAUUCGUUUCAAUACAGUGGUAUAGGAUGGAAGAAAUAA